This is a messenger RNA of Micromonas commoda, 702 nucleotides long. RefSeq lists its product with no specific name. The coding region runs from base 1 to 702 and encodes 233 amino acids. NCBI's taxonomy places the organism in Eukaryota, Viridiplantae, Chlorophyta, Mamiellophyceae, Mamiellales, Mamiellaceae. The record is from RefSeq and is a predicted model, not a curated record. The transcript has a single exon.
AUGGGGUCCAGUUCGGACAGCGACUCGGAAAGCGACUCGUCCGCGUGCCUCGUCUACAAGAAGACCAGGCAGGUGAAAUGGUCCGACGACGAGGCUAGCGACGACGGCGCGCCGGAGCCAAUCGCGCUCCUGGACCGGGAGGAUUCCCCCGCGAUAAUCUCUCCCGGGGGCCGUUCGGCGAAGCGGCGGAGGACGAGCGGUGAAGGGGCGAUUUCAGGGUCGACCGCGGGAGGUGCAUCGGGCGAAAAGAAGGAGAUUGACAUCAACGAGAUUCUCGGGCUUUCCAACCCAGGCGGGGGCGCGUCGGCGGCGUCCCGGCGAGUGAACAGCGAGGCGUCCGAGGCAAUACGACGGAAUCGCGAGCAGAUGGCCGCGAUGCGAAGGGCGGCGACGGAGAAGACGGUGGAUAUUUCUGACGACGAGGAGGAUGCAGGGCCGCCGCCGGUGGACGAUGCCCCCGGGGGAGGGAAUCCAAUAACCCUGAAGUUUAAGCUGAGCAACGGCAGGUCGCACGAGUUUCAAUGCAAGGAUGGGGAGCGGUUCUCGAAGAUCCUCGCGGACUUCUUGGAAUCGGACGCGGGCCGGCCACUCAAGGGAACCGUGCAGGGCCGGAUGGUGUUCGACGGGGACACCAUAGACAUGAAUAAACACACGCCGAAGAUCCUGGAUAUGGAGGACGAGGACAUGGUGGACCUCAACUAG